AGAGAAAAAAAAAGCAGACAGCACGCAGCUCGGCAGCAGCCCAUAGCCCAAGCUCACGGCACGCAGCGGAGCAGCCGCCACCGGGCACCGUCACAUAGCCGCCGUCCGCCGCGGUGCCGGCCAGUGGCCACCGGCACGCGCACCAGCCGCCGCCCACACAGCAUCGCGGCGACUCGGCGAGUCGGCCGAAGCCGACCCACGACGGCACGACCCUACCGGCACACAGCAGCGGCGAGCCAGCGACCCAGAUCCCGCAUCGCCUUCACAUAACUGCAGUUCGGCGCUGCCCCUUGGGGAUUUUGUUGCCGGGCGAUGUCGGCGAUGCCGCUCCCCCCACCGCCACCGGCCGACGGCCCGGCGGCGCUCCCGCCCCCGCCGGGGACGGACAUGACGGGGAUCUGCUUCCGCGACCAGCUCUGGCUCAACACCUACCCGCUGGACCGCAACCUCGUCUUCGACUACUUCGCCCUCUCCCCGUUCUACGACAUCACCUGCAACAACGAGUCCCUCCGCUCGCGCCAAAUCCACCCCCUCGACAUGUCCCAGCUCACGAAGAUGACCGGGCUGGAGUACGUGCUGAGCGAAGUGAUGGAGCCGCACCUGUUCGUGAUGCGCAAGCAGAAGAGGACGAACUCCGAGAAGUCUGACGCCUUGCUCGCCUACUACAUCCUCGACGGCUCCAUCUACCAGGCGCCCCUGCUUGGCAGCGUUUUCGCCUCCCGCAUAAGUAGGGCUAUGCAUCACAUAUCAAAAGCAUUUUCUACGGCAUGCUCAAAAUUGGAGAAGAUUGGUAAUGCGGAAACAGAGGCUGAUGCGGCAGCUUCUGAAUCAAAGGCCCAGAAGGAAACAAUUGACUUGAAGGAGUUGAAACGAGUUGAUCACAUCCUCAUGUCUUUGCAACGGAAGCUGCCUCCUGCUCCUCCCCCUCCACCCUUUCCGGAUGGUUAUGUCCCAUCAGAACAAGAGAAAGGGCCAGAUGAUCUGUUGGCCUCGGAGGCAUUGCCUCCUGCAAUUGACCCCAUCAUUGAUCAAGGGCCAGCAAAAAGACCAAGAUUUCAAUGAGAUCGUGCCGUCGAUCAAGUAAAACUACUGCCACACUAAUGGCAUGUUGUAUUGCAAAUGAUAAAGUAGAGAUUUGUAAUUCCUGAGCUGGGAAGGUGCAGACCAUUUUCUGAAUGUACACUUCCACUUGAUCCUUGAUAGUCAUGUAAGGCCAGUUUGUGGUUUUGAAACUCCUGAGGGCAAGUACAUUGGUUGAUAAGAUAAUCUUAUUUUAAGUCUUGCAUGUAAUGUAAAGAUGAUCAUAAAAGCUUGUCUACAA
This is a messenger RNA of Aegilops tauschii subsp. strangulata, 1321 nucleotides long. Its product is annotated as mediator of RNA polymerase II transcription subunit 6. Gene Ontology annotation, cellular component: mediator complex. The record is from RefSeq and is a predicted model, not a curated record. Gene Ontology annotation, molecular function: transcription coregulator activity. Lineage: Eukaryota; Viridiplantae; Streptophyta; Magnoliopsida; Poales; Poaceae. Gene Ontology annotation, biological process: regulation of transcription by RNA polymerase II.